Colletotrichum truncatum is the source of this 906-nucleotide messenger RNA. RefSeq lists its product as uncharacterized. Gene Ontology annotation, cellular component: cytosol; nucleus; cytoplasm. The record is from RefSeq and is a predicted model, not a curated record. Gene Ontology annotation, molecular function: arginase activity; manganese ion binding. Lineage: Eukaryota; Fungi; Ascomycota; Sordariomycetes; Glomerellales; Glomerellaceae.
AUGCACAUCAUGCCGUUCACUUCCAUCACGGUCAUCGUCGCCCCUUACCACGUCGGCUUGUACGACCACAGAGUCGGCGGCGGCCCGUUGCGCAUUUUGUCUCAUGGACUGGCCGAUAAGCUCGAGAGUCUUGUUCCGAUACAUUUCGUCAACAUCGGCCCUGUGGAUGAUUUCGAGGGCGAGAUCGGACGCACUUUUGAGGUCAUGAGACGCAUCUCUACCAGCGUCUCGCAGGCCGUCACGUCAAACUCCUUCCCCCUCGUCUUGUCGGGCAACUGCAACGCGAGCGCCGCCGUAGCUGCUGGACUCAGUAAUUCCGUACCCGAUCUGAACGUCCUCUGGAUCGACGCGCAUGACGACCUCGAUACGCCGUCGACCAACGAGAAUGGGUACCUCGACGCCAUGGCUCUGUCCAUGUUGAGCGGAUCGAGUUGGCAUACCCUCAUGAAAUCCGUACCUGGCCAUGCGCCGCUGAGUCUCGACCGAGUUGCGUAUUGCGGUUUGCGGGACGUAUCUCCGAUUCAGAGGCAGGCGGUCACGGAGGCUGGAGUGGAUGUGAUUUGGGGUGACGCCUCGAAAAAGGUCGAUUUUGGCAGGGAGCUGGGGCUUCUUUUAGACCGGAAACGCUUUGGAAAGACGCAUGUUCAUCUUGACUUGGACGUCUUGGAUGAGUCGCUGGGCCGUGCGAAUGACUGGCCUUCACCCGGUGGACUGGAUGGCCAAGACCUGUUGAACUGUCUCGGGACGAUACCUACAAAGACGGAGCCGACUUCUCUUGUCGUUUGUUCUUUUAACCCGCGGCUGGAGGGAGGAGAUACGAUAGCUAGACUUGCCGUCAAAGGCAUUGUUCACUUUGCACGGGGGUUGAUCGAGAGGCGUAUUCUCACUCCCGAGGCACGUUCAUAG